Messenger RNA from Trifolium pratense (red clover), 739 nucleotides. RefSeq names its product cytochrome c oxidase assembly factor 5. Gene Ontology annotation, cellular component: mitochondrion. Bases 185 to 400 code for a protein of 71 amino acids. The record is from RefSeq and is a predicted model, not a curated record. Gene Ontology annotation, biological process: mitochondrial respiratory chain complex IV assembly. The transcript is spliced from 3 exons. NCBI's taxonomy places the organism in Eukaryota, Viridiplantae, Streptophyta, Magnoliopsida, Fabales, Fabaceae.
ACAGAAAUUUUAUUCUAUUCUAAAAAAAAAGCCUUUCCCCUCAUUCAUCUUCUCAAACCAUAACGCGUGAAAGCCUUUUUCCCUCCACCCUCCACCCUCCACCGUCAAUUGCUGCUUGCGUCGUCGCCUCCAGCUGCUCCUCCACUGGUAAGAUAGCUGAAGGAGAAGAAUUUAGUGAACAACAAUGUCCAAGUCUUGCAAGGGUUUGGCUAUGGAAUUAGUCAAGUGUCUCAGUGAUUCUGAUUGUGUUAAGGUUGAGAAUAGAUCUUACAGGGAAUGUGCUGGAGAGAAGAGUCCAUCAAUAUCAAGUGAGUGUGUUGGACUUAGGGAAACAUAUUUCAAUUGCAAAAGAGGCCAGAUUGACAUGAGAGCAAGGAUUCGUGGAAACAAAGGGUAUUAACGAUGCCAUACACUGGAAAACUGUGGUAUUGUACUGUCCUUUUUCAGUACUUUCAAUUUUUUACUCAAGAUGAAGUCAAGGUGAAAGAUGAAGAUAAAUCAGAGAAAUUGGAGGCUGUAAUAAUUGUUUGAUUUCAUGGCAUUGUAAGUUUCCAUGCACCUAACAAGUGGAAUUUUGAUAUGUUAGAGAGAACACUAAUAUAUAGACAAUACACCAAGGGUUAGAUUAGUAUAAUAAUAAUCAAGCCAUAGUUUCAAUUUAUUUCAUAAUUCAUCACUGGAAAUGUUAUGAACUACAAUAUGAUCUCUCUGGCCGAAAGUAUUAAAAAAUUGACGGUAA